Messenger RNA from Lactuca virosa, 877 nucleotides. The record is from the annotation of a GenBank genome assembly. NCBI's taxonomy places the organism in Eukaryota, Viridiplantae, Streptophyta, Magnoliopsida, Asterales, Asteraceae.
AUGGCCAUAGUCUUGCGAUUGACGGUCGACUUGGGUAAUCAUCGUGUCAAGGUUGUCUCAGAAAGAAUCAAGUAUUCCUCGAGGGAUAUUGCUUCUCACACAACUCUCAAGCCCAGAAAGGAUGGUCAGGACACCCAGGAUGAACUAGAAAGGAGAGACCUGAAAGAGGAGUUGGUGGAGCGUGAGCGGAGACACUUCUCAUCUAAAGACAAGGGUUAUGGUGAGGACAGAGACCGAAGAAAAAGUGGCCAUCACCUACUGGAAGGAUCAAGGAGAGAAGUUGAGGAUCGCAUUGUUCCACGCAGUGCAGAUGCUGAUGAUGCUGAUUUAGACAUCAAAAGUGAUGAUGACAGUGAUGAGGACGAUGAUGAUGAUGAUGAAGAUGAUACAGAAGCACUUUUAGCAGAGCUUGAACAAAUCAAGAAGGAACGAGCCGAGGAAAAACUACGCAAAGAACGUGAAGAGCAAGAAGAGGAGCUUAAACUGAAAGAGGCUGAGUUGAUAAGAGGGAACCCUUUGCUUAAUAAUCCAACUUCCACUUCCUUCAAUGUUAAACGAAGGUGGGAUGAUGAUGUGGUGUUCAAGAACCAGGCUCGUGGAGAGACAAAGGCUCCAAAGCGCUUCAUCAAUGACACCAUUCGUAGCGACUUCCAUCGCAAAUUUCUUCACAAAUACAUGAAGUAAUAAUCCAUCCAGUUGCUAAUAUUCUAAGAAUUUCUGCUCCAGUUUGUUUGUUAUCUUUGUAUAAUGCUUGAUAGUGUUGAAGUUGCUAAUAUGGGAAGGAUGAUUCUAGUUGGAAUAGUUAUUAUUAAUGUACAUUUGCCCCUUGUGUUUCUUCAAUCAGUGAGCGACUAUGAGUAGGAAAAAAGAUUAGGCU